GGCCUGCGAAAUCGAGCCAUCGCCUCCCACAACAUGAAUGAAUACUCGUCUCGCAGCCACACCAUUCUCUCGGUCAACAUCACGUCUGAGAAAAAGGCCGACGACGGCGUGUACAUCACCCGCAACGGCAAGAUCAACUUCGUGGACCUCGCCGGCUCGGAGAUGACCAAGAAGACCAACUCGGAGGGGAAGACGCUCGAGGAGGCCAACAACAUCAACAAGUCCCUCAUGGUGCUAGGUACAUGCAUCGCUGCCCUGUCGGAUUCCCGGAAACGUGACGGACACAUUCCUUAUCGAGAUUCCAACUUGACGAAACUCCUCGCCGACAGCCUCGCGGGAAGCGGGGUCACGCUUAUGAUCGCCUGUGCGUCGCCAGCCAGAAGUAAUGUCAGCGAAACGAUUAAUACUCUCCGCUAUGCUUCGCGCGCUAAGAGAAUUCGAACCAAGCCGCUUAUUAUCAUGGACCCGAAGGAGAAGGUGAUCCUGAGCCUCCAGCGCGAAGUGAGUCUGCUGCGAGAGGAGAACGCCCACCUCAAGAUGCUGCUCGAUCUCGCCGACGUCCAGGAAGGCAACCAAGGAGAGGCCCUUCCGAAGCUCGACCGAGCCAAGAUAGUCAAUGGGAAUGACACAGCAACCAUGGUGGAGGAGGAUGGUUCGAGAAUGGAACCCCCACCGAUGCCCUCUCGCCAAGGAUCCUUCAGAGUUGACAAGGACAAACUAACGACACUCAACAACCAGGAGCUGAUCAAUCUCGUCCAACACUACAUGGCUGAACACGAGACGGUCAGGAAGGAAAACAAGGAGCUCGAAGAUGCAAUGGCAACCCUUGUGCGUGACCAGGACCUCGUGUGCAAGGAAAAUGAGCGCCUGCUAAAGAAAUUGCAAGAACUUUCGAGUGGAACGAGUUCUGAUUCUAAAGAGGAAAAGGACAUGACCCCCCGCCCCCCCACGCAGCGUGUCACAACGGCCGGCGAGGCUCUAGACUCGGCGGGCAGGGCGCACUCCCUCCCCACGUCCCCCUCCUCGCAGGUGUGGGUCAACCCGCUCAAUGACACCAGCCGAAGGAGGGAAUCGCCGGGCACGAGUCGCUCCACCCCGGGCACGAGUAGGUCGACGCCGGGCAGCAGAGGGCGCAGCGUGCCCGAUGGCAAGGGCUCGCCAAGGAAGGGCAACCGCCUCCCGGAUUCCAUCAACAAGGAGCUCGAGAGGAGAAGAAUCGGGAAGAGCAUGAACGACCUCAGCGCCUCUGGCGGGAGCAGCGGAGGCCGGAGGAACAGCUGGGACGGCGAAGACACCUCGGGGCUGCCAUCUGUGAGGCGGCCGCCGGUCAAGAGCAAGAGCAUGUCCCCGGGGCUCAACACCACGAAGAGGUCCAGGAUCCCAGUUCUAAAUUACCGUGAACUCUCGUGGCCAUGAAAGAGUGUCUAAAAAGAGCAAAUAGUGUAUUAAACAAACUCCGCAAAGAAAAAAAAACAAAAAACAAUGUAUACAGAGACUACAGUGGUCUUCCCAGUCAUACAUCAUAGACACCAAUCCAACAGUUUCGUUUUCAGAAAAAUAAUUAUAAAUAACACUUGUAGGGAGCUUCUCGUCACCAAAAUUCUUUCUUCAGUAGUUAGAAACUUCCAGAUUCCCAUUUUUCUUAAAGAACACCAAAAACACUAAAAUCAAAUCCAAUGUCAGAAUACAAACGACAUCUUGUGCAUCAUAUUAUGUAGACUAGAAGAAAACGAGAUGCCGAUAAAGUAGACCACAAGGGGUUACUACGCUAGUUUGUCGUCCCUUCAGUAAAGUCGACCUCGUCAGGUUGUUGAGAAAACACAUGACAACCAGAACACUUAAGAUUAUAGAGAGUCACAAAAAAAGCAGGAAAGUACUUAGCUUUGUGGCAGAGGACUAUCACCUUACGUCAUUCUGGAUCACUCCUCCCAAGACUUAUCGCCCCAAUCCGAAGUUGAGAUGCUGACCCUUAGUCCACGGGUUCGCAUUCCUUCCUCGAAAGUCACUUGAUUACCCAGGACCCUUCUAAGAGUAGGGGAAAGCGCUCUACUGUGGCCAAGUGUGUCACGGUUAUUUUAUUGGUGUCAUGGAUCUAUGUUUGUAUCCUGAGACAAAAAAAAAAAAAAAAAAAUAGUAAAAUGGGCAACUCUUAGGGUCUCAUAUCUCAGUUUAUGUGAAAUAUUCACCCUAUAAAUAUGAAGAUGUUAGUGUAGGUGUUGUGCAUAUGGAUCUAGUCAGUUCUUUCAAUGGUGCUGUAGAGAAAUGCAGGUGUGAUGUUUAUAAAUACAAGCAUCUGUAUCAAUACAGUUUUACCAGGAAGAGUACCAUUUACUGUGCAUUAUGUAUAUUUUAUCCCGUCCAAAAGUGAAUUGCACAGGCUCUUGUGGCAGUUUAUUUUCUAACAAAAAUAUUUGCUGCAGAAGGAACACUAAAAGACAAUACAAGUAUUUAUAGCACAAAUUAUCUGACAAUCUUUAAAAUCAGGGCAAAUUAUAUUGUUUUAGAAAUCAAAUAAUAAAUGUACUUAUCUUGCACACAUUGUUUCAUGGAUAGUUUAGUCCAUGGGUAUUUGUUCAGUAACAAAAAAAAAGAAAAAAAAAAAAAAAAUGAUGCAAGAUAGAUAAGCAUUAUUGUUAAUACUUUUCCUGUGAACUUACAACCAAAGUAGAAGAUCAUAAGUCAUGAAAAACUAAUGAAACAUAUAAUUUUCCCCACAUGAUUUUACUUUCCUUGAACUUUGAAAUUCUUGCGGCACAUUUAUGCUGCCCUGUGAUAUUGCAAAUACAUUCAUUUAAAGGAAUUCUGUAUUUUGUUUAAAAUAAACAUCAAAAAUUA
This is a messenger RNA of Penaeus chinensis, 2835 nucleotides long. Its product is annotated as kinesin-like protein KIF3B. Gene Ontology annotation, biological process: microtubule-based movement. The transcript is spliced from 14 exons. Bases 34 to 1416 code for a protein of 460 amino acids. Gene Ontology annotation, molecular function: microtubule binding; microtubule motor activity; ATP binding. NCBI's taxonomy places the organism in Eukaryota, Metazoa, Arthropoda, Malacostraca, Decapoda, Penaeidae. The record is from RefSeq and is a predicted model, not a curated record.